AUUUCCGCUACAUGUGAAUAAGUAACUCUUCUCUGCCGACUUGCACAUACGUCCGUACUAGGGACAAUCGAUGGACCAUUUCAAACGGCCUGAUUCGGAGCAAGCUAUCUUGCACUUCCUCGACCCUGAUGAGCGAGAAGUCUACCAUCGCACGAAGAAGAAUUCAAAAGGAACAUUCUUUGUCGAGAUAUUCCAUCUCAAAAAUAUCACGGAGCAGGAGUUUCUGACCAUACCCCGUGACCGAAUUGUUGAUGACAUCGCUCAUUAUCUGACGUUUCUCGGCCCUCUCCGUCCCAUUGACAAACUUGGCAAGGCGUACGAUAUCUGGCUGGACACAACACCGGACGAGGAGGCCGUGUACUAUAAACGCAGCUCCGGGGGCUGGGCUCACUGGGAAGUUGCUGCAGAUGUAUCAUUUCCGGGCAUUGAACGAGAACCUAGACAUCUCAUGUUCUUGCCAACUAAACAAUUCUCUAUCGUCGGCUGGUUUGUCACGUCCGCCCAUCGUCACAUUGCGAGGACCGUCUUGCAUAAGAAUGAUAUAGUGAGGUUGGCAUAUUUAAGCUUAACAGUUCGGCAUGGUUUCACUGUGUUUUGCAACAAGUUGCCAUCGCCAUUGUGGUCUUCUCUCGGCCAGCAGUUGAAUCGUAUGCGCAACAACGACAAUGUGCAGCGAUAUGUUAAAUUCGCCUUGCACAAUAUUUCUAAAUCUGACAUUAAGGACAAAGUGCAGAUGAAUGCUUUCCCUCCUGUAAUGAUAUUCACAGUAAAGGCUUGGACUGAUGGCCGGCAACUGCAUGAGGCGGACCAUGAAGCUGGAUAUGACCUUACAGUGGUCAACCGCCCUGGAAAACUGGCAAUGAGGCUUGUCGAACUCCAGCGCGGCAAGAAGAAAGCUCGAGACAGUUUGCUGUACAAUUGCACGCUGGAUCGCCAUGUUCAACUUGAGUAUUCCCUUACUUCAGAUGCAAACAAACAGUCGGCAAUACUUCAUUUGUUUCCCUCCAUGUAUCAUAAACUUGACGGAAAAGCUGUGCAUAUCAUGAUCAAAUUUGAGACCACGGAUCUUUCUUCAGCAGAGGCUAAAGACCUACAUUCAUUCUUUGAAAAUCUCUUGCCAUUGUUGCUUUUGAACCAUGCUCCAAAGAGACUUUGCCUAGACACGUUAUGGAACGAGAUGUGUCAAAGUGCAGCAGACACUCAACGCAAAUCCAUUCAUCCUGCCGGUGUCCACGAGAAGUGCUUGCAUGAUGAACGUGAACUACGAGAACACAAUGACGAACAAGACCCCCUUAGACCAUUCGGUAACCGACUUGCAGCGUAGGAAACGGUAUCCUCUUCGUCA
Molecule: messenger RNA, 1345 nt
Organism: Somion occarium
Lineage: Eukaryota; Fungi; Basidiomycota; Agaricomycetes; Polyporales; Cerrenaceae
Source: the annotation of a GenBank genome assembly